This is a messenger RNA of Prunus avium (sweet cherry), 1261 nucleotides long. RefSeq names its product BRASSINOSTEROID INSENSITIVE 1-associated receptor kinase 1-like. The record is from RefSeq and is a predicted model, not a curated record. Gene Ontology annotation, molecular function: protein binding. Lineage: Eukaryota; Viridiplantae; Streptophyta; Magnoliopsida; Rosales; Rosaceae.
AAGGAAAUUUCUAGACUUUGGGUCAACGACGUCAAACCCAGAGAUGCUCCAGAUUUUGAUCGGUCAACGCCAGCUGCUUCCUCAAUUAUUAGACUUUGAAUUCGAAUUAGAAUUAGGGAUUCGUUUAUGAAGAGGCUGAGGCUACUGAGCUGAGCUGAGCUCCUGGAAUUUUUGAGGGAAAUGGACGCAGUGAUGUCCACCACCUCGGGCUCUGCUUCUGUUUGGCUAUUUCUUCUGUUUGGUUUCCUUCAACUCCUUAAACUCUCUGGAAACGUUGAAGGUGACGCAUUGAAUGCGUUGAAGAGCAAUUUAGUUGAUCCUAACAAUGUUCUCCAAAGUUGGGAUCCCACUCUCGUCAACCCCUGUACAUGGUUUCAUGUCACUUGUAAUAGCGAAAACAGCGUUACGCGAGUUGAUCUUGGCAAUGCCAAUCUCUCUGGUCAAUUGGUGUCACAACUUGGUGUUCUUUCCAACUUGCAGUACUUGGAACUUUAUAGUAAUAACAUAACUGGAAACAUUCCAGCAGAGCUUGGAACUUUGACAAACUUGGUCAGCUUGGAUCUUUACUUGAACAGUUUACGUGGUACCAUUCCCGACACACUUUCCAAGCUAGAAAAACUACGUUUCCUGCGUCUCAACAACAACAGCUUGACGGGGAAUAUUCCCAUGGCUUUGACUAAGAUUCAAUCGUUGCAAGUCCUGGAUCUUUCAAAUAACAAUCUGACUGGUGAUAUUCCGGUCAAUGGUUCUUUUUCACUUUUUACUCCCAUCAGUUACAACAAUAACCCUUUUCUGAAGGCUCUUCCAGCCUCUCCACCUUCUUCUGUUCCUUCAACCCCGCCAAGUUCUCCAGGAACGUUUUGGCCAUCCCUUGUGUUUAUAAAUUUAUUUUAAUAAUAUGAGAUGCUUGUCCAAAUCAUAAGCUGUAUAAUGUUUGCAACAUGCAGCAACCUUGAGCUUAUUUUUGUCACCACCAUCUGUCUGCUGAAGGCCUCUAACAUAACUCGACCCGUAUUUGCUCGACAGCAACGGGUCUUCUCCCGGAGUCUCCUGACCUCUCCCCCGUCUGGGGUCCCUAAAUAUGUUAAUGUUUGGAGACCAAUAUGUCAAUCCUGCCAAUCCCACAUUGUACAUUGCUCUGGCCUCGGUUGAGACCACCUGCCCACACACACAUUAAGCUGUUGAUCAUUCUAAGCACGAAACUAACAUCUCUGUCAUGGACCACGUGCAACCAUACAAUACAAGUUAUGGUGUUACAAGA